This is a messenger RNA of Capronia coronata CBS 617.96, 1707 nucleotides long. RefSeq lists its product as uncharacterized. NCBI's taxonomy places the organism in Eukaryota, Fungi, Ascomycota, Eurotiomycetes, Chaetothyriales, Herpotrichiellaceae. The record is from RefSeq and is a predicted model, not a curated record. Gene Ontology annotation, molecular function: transmembrane transporter activity. Gene Ontology annotation, biological process: transmembrane transport. The coding region runs from base 1 to 1707 and encodes 568 amino acids. The transcript has 8 exons.
AUGGAACCCCCAAGACCGGAGUCUGUCGACUCUCAAAUCCUUCCGCCCGGCGCUCACGAAAAGCCAGACCUGCCCCGGUCGGCGUCUUCCCAGUCAGAUCUUCCCAGGGCCCCCGAGAAAGACACGCUUGGGGCCAACGAUGCAGCAUACGCAACCAAAGACGAGGAGGAAUAUGUCACAGGAAUCAAGCUCUACAUGAUCUUGGCUGCUAUGGUUCUCGCUCAGUUUGUGGUGAUGCUCGAUAUAUCCAUCAUGGCUACGGCCAUUCCCCGAAUCACGAACACCUUCAACUCUCUUCUCGAUGUGGGAUGGUAUGGAAGCGCAUACCAACUCGCGAGUGCGUCUUUGCAGCCCUUGACCGGCAAGUUGUACACCAUCUUCAGGACCAAGUGGACGUUUUUCGCAUUCUUCCUCCUCUUCGAGCUGGGGUCCUUACUCUGCGCGGUAGCGACAUCCUCCACCAUGUUGAUUGUCGGACGAGCCGUCACCGGUAUGGGCGCGUCAGGCAUAUUGACCGGCGGCCUCACCAUCGUCGGGGCCUGCCUUCCAAAAGAUCGACUGCCAAGUAUGCACCCUCUCGUCCUGUUCCCAGUCGGACAACUUGGUCAGGCCUGCGGUCCCCUCAUCGGAGGAGCAUUUACCGAGUACGUUUCAUGGCGUUGGUGCUUCUACAUCAACCUUCCCAUCGGCGGCGUCAUCGCCGCUCUUUUCACCCGCAUUUACGUCCCGGAACGGAUUGUGAAACCCAAGCUGCGAACAGCCUUCGGUACUGUCGUCGAGUCCUUGGAUCUCCUGGGAUUUGCCAUCUUCGCCCCUGCGUCCAUCCAAUUUUUCCUCGCUCUACAAUAUGGGGGUAACCAAUAUUCCUGGAAUAGUCCCACCGUCAUUGGCCUGUUCUGCGGAGCCGGCGUCACCUUUAUCCUUUUCCUCGUGUGGGACUACCGCAGGGGCGACGCGGCCAUGGUUCCCUUCUCGAUCCUGCGUCAGCGUGUUGUGUGGUCUAGCUGUGCAGUCAUAUUCUUCCAAAUGGGUGUACUGAUCUGUGGCUCGUACUACCUUCCCAUCUACUUCCAGGCAGUCAAAAAAGCGUCGCCACUCAUGAGUGGUGUCUAUAUGCUUCCCAACAUUUGUUGCCAAAUCCUCAUGGCCUUUGUAUCCGGCGGUCUUGUUCAAAAAGUGGGUUACUGCCUACCUUGGGUAGUGAUUGGUACCAUGGUGAAUGCCGUGGGGUCCGGCCUCCUCUCGAUGCUGACUCCAACGUACUCGACCGGCGCACGGGUCGGGUAUCAGAUCGUGUACGGUAUUGGCGCUGGAUGUGUCUCGAGCAUGCCCUAUAUAUCCAUCCAAAACUUCGCCGCCUCCGCUCAGAUCCCGAUUGCCAUGGCCCUCCUCAUCUUCUGUCAGAACCUGGGCGGAGCCAUCUUCCUUACCGUUGCGCAGACGGUCUUCAGCAACAGCCUGAGAAAUGCCAUUUCCACAAAGGCCCCAGGCGUCAAUGCCGCAGCCAUACUGGCGGCUGGCGCCACUGCAUUCCGGAGCGUGGUCUCGAGCGCGCAACUGGAGGGCGUCCUUGACGCUUACUGCACGAGCUUUGACAAUGUCUUCUACCUGGUCAGCGGACUGGCGGUUUGCACCUUUGGUGCUGGAUGGGGUCUGGGUUGGAGGGAUCUGAGGGUCAAGAAGAGCCCGUCUCAGCCAGCGCCAUAA